Messenger RNA from Erythranthe guttata (spotted monkey flower), 1248 nucleotides. The record is from RefSeq and is a predicted model, not a curated record. NCBI's taxonomy places the organism in Eukaryota, Viridiplantae, Streptophyta, Magnoliopsida, Lamiales, Phrymaceae.
AUGAAGGAGAUUCCCAGCAGCAAGAAAGUUGAUGCGGCAAUUAUACAGGUUGGAGAGAAUCUACGUGGAAAAUCUUUUGAAGAAUGGAAGACAUUAUCAGAAAAAGAAGAUCCACUCGUCAUCACAAGAUAUGACGAUACGCCACUCUCAAAGGCACUAUUUUUUAGUUACAUGAUGUUGCCUCAGCUUCUAAAGCCAUUCUUUAUGUAUAUGGGUGUGUUCCCAAAACAUUAUGGGAUUUCUCGAUCAAAGCUCAUCAAAUUAUGGGUCUCUGAGGGCUUUCUGGGGACAGACCCGGGGAUUGAAGAAAUUACUGGAAACGCCUUGGAUCUAUGUCAAUUCGUACUAGAUGCACUUGCGCUCCGCUUCUACGAGUUCCCACAUCAACUACUUGCGUUAGUUCACUUGACGCACCUUUCCAUCACGUGUGACAGAGAGCUCCCCAACUCCAUCUCCACACUUUCAAACCUUGAGGUAUUGAUUUUCAUUCGCUAUCAUAACAUCAAAUUUUCGAAUAAUGGUCCAGUUUGUCUGCCUAUAGAUAUCUGGAACAUGCAUAAACUGAGGCAACUUUAUUGCGAGGGCUUCGACCUCCCACCUCCUCUAGAUAAUUCUCAUCUUGAGAAUCUUUUAACAAUUUCGGGUGUGAGUGCUCACAGUUGUAUCACAGAGGUGCUUUCAAGAAUCCCCAAUUUGAACAGAAUAGCCGUUCAGAUUGAGUCGGCACACGACUCAACCGAAACCUUCAAUUUUUUCGGUCACUUUGCCUCUGUCUAUGAGGAAUUUGAGUCAUUCAAAUGUGUCGUUGUAAAUCCUAAUCUGAGCUCUCAAAUUGUUCGUUCAGUUCCGAACAUUCCUAUGAACAUUAGGAAGAUAAGCCUGAGUGGAUGUGGAUUGCCUUGGGAGAAUAUGCAAGUGAUUGCUUCAUUACCGAAUCUUAGAGUGCUCAAACUGCGAUGGUAUGCCUUUUGCGGCCCUCUGUGGAAAACCAGCACAGGACAGUUCCCCAGUCUGGAGUUCUUGUUGCUGGAAGACUUGGAUAUAGAGAACUUGGAACUUGACAUUCCAUACUUAAGGUGGGUGAUUGUUAGGCAUUGUUAUAAAUUGGAAAACAUCUCGAAUCAAUUCAAGAAUACUGGACUACUAGAGGUAGAUGAUUGCAACCCAUCCUUUAUGAAGAAAAUGCGCGAGUGUCGACCCUUUUUGGGUGCAGAAGCUAAAGUAGGUUCUUCAAGUACGGAUCUAUAA